AUGACCGACACUGAUCCUGAAGCCAUCCGCUCCCAAGUCUUCCUCGACCCCUGGAAGUUAAGGAUGGCUAAUCGCGGGUAUUACAUCCAGUCCAGGAUUCUACACGUCCCCGAUCGAUUCGGUUUCUUCUCUGCUGGCCCACCUUGGCUCCAGGUAAUGGAUGCUGAGGGUUUCACCAGGCUAUUGGCGUAUUUAUCUAUCCUGGGCACCUUGGAAGCAUUUAUCCUUGCUUAUUUAUGGUGGAACGAAUCCUUUGAAAGGUUUAUGGUCUACGAGUUUUUGGUGACAAACUGCGAACUCAUCGUGGGCGUCUGGAUUAUAGGAUGUUUCGCCCAUUACACCAAGCAUGGUCACGACGAGGGGUUCUGA
Molecule: messenger RNA, 369 nt
Organism: Fusarium verticillioides 7600
Lineage: Eukaryota; Fungi; Ascomycota; Sordariomycetes; Hypocreales; Nectriaceae
Exons: 1
Coding region: 1-369 (122 amino acids)
Source: RefSeq, a predicted model, not a curated record